UGCAGUUUCUGUGGUUAGGUUCGAUCAUCGCUGAUAUUAUGUCGCGAAUAUUUGUUGUUUGAAGUGUGUUAUUAGUUUUCAGACGCAAGUUAGCGGCAGACAGUUCUUGCAGAUUAAAAAUGAAUAAAGAACGAAGACUAGUAAGAGCUCGGUGUUUGCCCCCGAAUGUAGAUGGUGACAUAAUCGGUCAUUUAACCUUAAAAGUGGAUGAAAUUGUUUGGCGCAGAAAAACUUGCAUGAAUACUGUUGUUUUGGUUCAGUGGUGGGGUGAAAAUGAACCAGCGAUAUUUAGGCCACUAAAUGUAAAAUCAAGCUUCAGUGGGAGUGCAACAAACACAACAGUUUCUUAUGAGAUAAAGACAAAUAUCAGCUUGUUUGAAGAAUAUUUGAAAGACUGUGAAGUUCUCAAUCUUUCUGUCGUUGAUGAAGAGCUGAUUAUGAUUGUGGGGUAUGUCACUAUUCGUGGACUAUCUACAUUAAUGUAUGAAAGUCCAUAUGAACAUUAUUUUCCAAUUAUGAAUGAAUUCAGGAAUAGAAUUGGUGAUAUCCAUGUUGUAUUCUGCUUGGAGCUCAUUCGCCAGUUCCAAAAUGCACAUUGUUUCACAAAACAUAUUACUUCAAGUAUGCAGGUUGUGAAAGAAAUGUCAAAACACAGAGUUGUGACUUGCAAAGAAAAUACCUUACAUGGGCACAGGAAGAAAUUGAAAAAAUGCUCUAAACACUACAGAAGUUGUUUGAAGAAUGGAAUUCUCCCUAACAAUACAUCUGCACUUACCUGUGCCAUUUAUGAACCUCAGCAGUCAAAGGGAAAUCACGUUGUUGCAGAUUCAGUAAUAUCAAGAAUUUUAGAACAGGGGCAGAGACUUCGUGAUGCUAUGGUUAGAUCAGUCCUUGAAGAUGAUAUAGAUAACGGAAUUGAUGUGCUUCAGUCUGGUUGUUUAACUGAUAAAAUGCUGAGUACAGGGAAUGAAGGCAGAAAAGUGUUCUUUGAUGAUGCAAAGGUCAUCAAGUUUCUUUCUGGCAAGACUAUGACCCAACAAGAUGAAGAAUAUGCCAUGGAGAGACUGAAGAACAUGCCAUCUGUUGCCAGUUUUUUAGAAAUGGUUAGGGAAUUGGGCAUGAAGGAGGAGGUCAUUGUUGAGAAUGAUGAGACUCCUGAAAAUGAAAGUAGCAAGAUGGCUGAAUCAGAACUGGAAGCUGUUGAAUCUUCAGUCCCCUUCUCAGAAGAGGGAAUUAGUCAUGAAAUCACAAAGGAACGUGGUAUUCAUAAUACUGGAGGGAAGGAAGUCAAUGUUGAUCCUUUAGAAUCAGAUGCUGUUCUACAGACAGACCUCUUAAUGAAGAUUGUUGACAGUCUUAAAAUUACAGUUCAUAGUUUGGCUAUAGACAAUAAUGAAAGGAACAAAUAUCAAAACUGUGUACAGUUAGACACCAGGAAAAUGAAUUUCCUUCAUGAAUUGUCUAUGCAGCGUGGGACAUUUUACUUUGUGGAGUUUGAACUUCUGUACCCUUAUGACCUGGGAGUGAGGAGAGAGACAAAAGUAGUAAAUGAAGGAGAUGAAACCAAACAUGCAAAGAGUAGUAGGCCGUGGCACAGCAAGGUGAAAAGGUUCUGCUCAAGGAAGAAGAUUGGAUCAGAUAUUUAUUUUGGACAAAGUUCAUUGUACAUUCUACCAACAAGCAAGACUUCAUUUUGCAGACUUCUGAGGGAUGGAAACAUUACAUUUAGGGUUUACUCUCGUCAUUUACAUCAGAAAUUACCUUUACAAAUUGGUGAAGCAUGCUUAAGAAUGACUGACAUUUUAAAAUCGGAAUCCUUUAUCUUUCACGAUGAUAUAGAAAUUUUAUAUAGAACUAAAAUACCUGAAUGUCAAGUGCAUAUAGGAGUUUUGAAGAUCACAGUCCAGUUGGGGUCAGGACAGAGAAACUUUGGUAAUAAUUUUCUGAACAAGUUAAAUAGUGAUGGCAUGCGUACUGAGGUUGUCAGUGACUGUGAAAAUAUGAAGCCUGGUGCAUCUGAACAUAAGCGUGAAGCCAACUUAAAACCUGUGUCAGACACAAGACUUGCACCCAGACAUCAUGCUUCCAGCAUUUCCAGAAGGAUUAUUAAGAACAAUGGGAGCAGUGGCAUAAGUUGUGACGUAAUUAAGGAAAACCAAUUUUGCAAGAACAGUGAACAGGAAAUCGGGUUAGAUCAUAGAGUGGCAGAUUCUUCACUAUCUGAAACAAGGUUGAAUGAGCCUGUCCUCCUCCAUAGCCUACUGCACAUCUCAGAAGGCCAAGGUUUUGAUGGCUUAAAUUCUUACCUUGUCUGUCGAGCAUUUUGGAAAGAUGAUAUUAUAACCAGUGACAUCUGUUGCAUGACAGGAAAUCCACGUUAUAAUUUCCAUGAGUUGAUUCCAGUUCUGAUGUCAAAAGCUUUCCUAGAUCGCAGCCAGAAUAACGUUCUGGUCGUGGAAUUGUGGGAAAGAAGGUUUGCUGCAGAUUGUGACUUACUGAUAGGGAUUGCGAAACUACCUCUGAACAAGUUCUUUGUUGCGUAUAGAGAUCCUGUUGUUGCUGCUCAGCUUCUGUUGUCAAAGUAUCCUGUAAUUGCUGUUGAUGGAUGGGUAACAGUUUACAACCCAGUGACUAGGCUGCCAGCUGGUCAGCUUCAUGCAAUCUUGGCCCUUGGCACAGAGGACCAAGUUUGGUUACUGAAAGUAACUCGUCUUGAUAACAGCAGUGAUGGUGUUCGAACCACAUCUACAGGAAAACUCACAUCAAUGGUACCUAUGCCGACAGCACAUGACAGCAACGAUGGUAUCCAAACAGCACACCUAGGUGGACAAAUGUUGAUGGAACCAACGCCAGCAACUUACAGUGACAAUCACAGCAUUCAGACAUCGUCAGUAGGAGAACACACAUCAGUGGAACCAUUUCCAUGCUCAAUAGUAAACCAUUAUGCCCCAGUUUUCUCAGGGAACUCUAAAUCUCAGGCAAGACACAUCAAUAAUAGUGCAUCAGUAAUUUCGGAAUUACCACAAAGGUUUUAUGAUCAUGCAUAUGCAUCAGCAUCUUUGCAGCAAUGUUCUUACCAUAACAGCGACAGUGUACCUACAUUAGGCACCCAAGAACCUGGUAGAGACAAGACAGUAGAUGUAAGGGACUUGACAAAAUCAUUGCCUCAUUCACCAAUGGUAUCACAUGAAGUGAACAGCCAGUGUACAGAAUUUUGGCAAAGUUCGUUUGAUAAUGUGGAAAGACAUUUGUCAUUUCAAAAUACUAAAACUGCAAAACAUAGUGUUCAGAAAUCAUGUGCCAUACAAAAUCAAAGGCCAUCGUUAGCUUUCAAACAUCCAGUUAACAGAAAAGAACAAUAUCCACAGGGCCACAGCUUCCAGCAUUCAGCAGAUAAGCUAAUGGUGAAGAAUCACAAUGUGGGCUCCUCUGGAACAAAAGACUUCUCUCAAUCCACUAGGGGCCAGCAGGUGAAGCAGUCAAGAUUACAGUCAAAAGGUGAUCAGUCCUUGCAAUCUGGCACUGGUUGGCAAACUGAUGACAUCAUUAAUGUCAAGCCUUCAAAUAAAGAAACAAAAACCAGAGUCAGUACAAAGCACCAGGAAUCACAAGCUGGUUUACCUACCUUAGAUGUGACCACUUCUGAAACAGUGACAUUACAGAACACCUCCAAGUCCACUGAAACCUAUGAAUUACUCUCUGAUCUACCACUUGAUAUUAUUUAUGAAGCUUGUGUUAGUAGUACUGAAGUGUUGAAUGUGCAGCCAGAUGAAUUGAGUGACUCACAGAGUCCCAGUUUUUCACAAAAUGAACACACAAAUGAAGGAGUGAGCAGUAAGGAAUUGUCUUCUCAGUGUACAGAAGUAUCAUCUCAGGGUCCUUUUAAACUGAUAAAUUAUUUAAAGGAUGGUACUGGGGGAGGUACAAAUAAAAUAACUUAUUCUGAAUCAGAGAGAACUGAUUUAAAUGCAGACAGUUUUCUGGGAAUCGACAGCAGGGCUUCAGAUGCGCAACAGUGUGUUUCAGUGUUGGAUGAUUUAGAAGCAUCAAAAUCUGCUGAGGCUGAUCCUGAAAGUAGUUUUCAUGUUCAUGUAGAAAUAGAGAGGGCCAUGCAUCUCCAGUAUUACAGGCAGAAUGAGGGGGAUGAGGCAAUAGCAGGAAAAGCAACUGAGCCAAGUACCUAUGUUACUUUCUUGCUUAAGCAGGGAAGUGCCAAUGAAUCUGAGCUGCAGAUGUUCACUCCACUAGCAUCACACAGUGCCAACCCAUCAUGGUGCUGGCAUUGUGAUACUUGGUUGUCUUCAGAUCUCCUAACAAAUAACUGCGAACGUAUGAUCUUCAAAGUUUGGCAGAGUGUAAAUGGAUCUUGCAAGGACCCUGUGAGAGAUGUACUUUUGGGUUUUGCAGCUGUUGAUUUAACUGUUUUACUAUAUGGAAUGCCACUGGUGUCUGGAUGGUUCAGUAUUACGGAUUUUUCAGGGCUGUGCAGGGGACAUAUUAAAAUCAGCAUAAUGCCUUUGGAGAAUUUAAGUAAUUUCAACCAGUGUAAAAUACCUGAGCCAAAGAUGACAGAGAAACUGCAAGGGAACUGCUGUGGUAAGCAUCGUUCUGGUUGUGUGGACUGUCAGCAGGUGCAGGAUGAGGAACAUAAUGAGAAACAGAGGAGUACAGUUACCCAUCCAUGUGGCGUUAGUGACAACAUGUACAGUGUGUCACAUGUCCCGUCAGAGACAUCUGCAGCAGAGAAUUCAGAAAUAUUUACAAGCAGAACCUCACAUACUCACAGUGCAUCAUUACAUCCUGCAAAUAAUGGACUGAGUGGUGUGAGACGUUGUUCUCUAAACUGUGAUGCUGGGUUGCAAGGAAAAAUGACAUCAUCACUUCUUUCCCAAGCACUCACGCAGAAGCUUUCAGAACUGGAUGAAAUUACGCAGAGAUUAAAGAAAAGGUUGCAUUUUGUAACAGAUGAAGGUUCUACUCAAUCAUUCUUAACUCAGAUACAAGAAACUGAAAUCUCCUUCAGGCCUGAAACAGCCAGUAACAAUAUAUCAAAUACAGAGGGGAGCAAAAAUUUGAGAGGUGAGAUAUCACCCGAAAAUGAAGGAAAUUCAGACCUUGGCAGUACAGUUGCAAAUUCUCCAGAAGUUACAGCAGGUUCCAAAUAUUCAGAAGACCCAAAUAAUAGAGAAAGUGUACAUUUUAAAGUUGCAAAAGAAAACUAUAAAAUACCUCAAAUUUCCUCUCAGAAGUAUGAAAAUUUUAAAAAUAGCAUGGUGUAUUCAUUGCCAAGUAAUAAUUUUGUUUAUAUUUCAAGUACUAAUUCUUAUCCACUACCACAAAGUAAUGUAAGCAACAUUCAGGGUUAUUUACCUAAAAGGAGUGAGAAUCAUGUAGUCAGGAGGACACCAGUGAAUCACAUGAGCUUAUUGGCAAAUGCAAGUUACCCUGAUGAUUCCAGCAGCUGCAAGAAAAUCUCUUCACAUUUAAGAACACAAGGAAAUCAAAUUCAUAAUAAUUGGAAUGAAGGUGUUUCCAAAACUGUAUCAAAUGGAACAAGUGGUGAACAAGAAAUGAGGUCAGAUGCUGAGGACACAGAUGAUUUUGACAAACUGACAGAUUACCUGAUGGAAACAUCUGCUAGAGAACUUGAAUUGGAAAAUGUGUUCAACCCCCUACUCUUUCACCAGUUAUUGAGCACGUGCAAUGAAAUGUACAUUUCUGGUUUCAAUAAACAACAUCAUGUUGGGUGCCAUCAUGUAUCGUCUCAAGUCAGGAGCAAUGCACAGCCUAACAAAGAUUCAGUGAAGAUUUGCAGUGAUUAUGAUGAUACAACACAUGCGGAUAUGGAAGUUGAUGUUGCAAGUAGCGAGCAUUUAAUGUACAUUCUUGAAGAAAAUACACAUGUUAUGAAUGAUAGCUUGUGUAUCAAGAGUAAUGAAGGAAACCAUCGUAUGAAUGAAGCUGGAACAAUGGAAAGAAAUGUUGGUAUGACAAAAGAGAAUAGAACUCAGUUUCACACAGAUGGUGAAAUCAUGGCUAAUGUUUCAUCUGCAUCAGACAUGAACUUGAUGUCAGCUGUGGAAGUAAGUAAUAUGAACCAGUCAUCUUCGUGUGAUAUUUCAUUAGACAUAGUUGAGCAGCAAUACACUAUAGGUGACAUAACAUGUUCAUGUCUCCCGUGUGUGUGUCUGAAUUCUAAACAUGAAACAGGAAACAGAGCCAUUUCAGAAUUGCAGGUCUCACACACAAUAGGGAACAGUAUCAGUGCUCACCCCAGGACCAGUUCUAGCAGUGAUGUCGCCUUUUCUAAUUGUUCAGUGAAUAAAUUAGAAUCUUUGCAUGGUGAAGACUUAGAUGAAAACAGUCAAGAAACAGCAUUUGUAUUAAGGCAGGCUCCGGAAGGUGGGAAUACAAUGGAAGAGAAGAAAACUGUGAAUGCGAAGGCAGUUUUAGAGGGUCCAGUAGAAAUUUUCAGGAUAAGCAAACCAUUUCAUUCAACAGAAGGACAAAAGCAAGGAGAGAACAUUUGUACAAACUCCAGAACUUCUUCGGUUAGAGAUGAGGAAUGUCUGAAUAAUACAUUUCUGAGACCGACCCAAUUGACUCCAUCAUGUUUCAAGCAUAGGAAUGAGUCAGGUGCUGAAGGUACAGAAAUGGACUUGCUGAAGGAGCAGGAGAGAAAGAAACAAAUGCAUUCUUUAAUAAAUGCGGAGAAGAUACAACAUGUUGCGAAGAUUUUUAACACUAAUUUGGCGACUCAAAAUAUUUGACAUACACUAUGCUUAUUUAAUGUAUACAUCCCACAUUUUAUAUGUUUCAUUCCAUUGCAGCUAAACCAGGACGUAAGUUUCAUUGAAACAUUUCCUGUAAUCUCUUGUACUUGAAUUUUACCUUCACUCUUUCCUAUCCCAUUUUACUUGACAAGACUGACUACCAAGUUGCAUUACAUCAGUGUUGCACAAAAUGUGAUUGUGACGCAGGACAACGUGCAAUUUACAAAUAUACUGUAGCAUGUAGACCGUUGCUGGGUCACGGUUGUGAAACGACACCCAUCGCUAAGGCAGCAGAUUCUUAAUAAAUGGGGUUAUGCAACCCAUUUCUGGGCAACAACUUGGUAAAAAGAUUCCCACAGCAAUUGACAUAAAUGCAACAGUAGAAAAUCGGCGUUUUCUAUGUUCUCCAUGCAGGGAAAAUAUAAUGAGGACAGUCAGAUGGAUUUGACAGUUUCGAAAUCCCCCAUAACUUUGGUGAUGACUCUUGGUUCCUUUUUGGUACUAUGGAACUCAAAGUCUUCUUUGAUAACAUUUUUCAGUAGCCUUUGCAGCUGAAUCAGGUUGAUCUGUGACUUUAGUAUUAUUGGGGGCAGCCUACCUGCUUUACCAGGGACUGCCUCCUCCAGUGUUGUGGCCUCAGCGCCCGAAGAAUUGGUGUCCAUAAUUGUUGGCCUGAGAAGGGCGAAAAAGUUGUGAGUGGUUACCUCAUUAGUGGGGGUGCUUGCGGCAGCAGCCGCCUUUUUUCUCUUUUAUAUUCAGGGCAGUCUCGGUGGUGUUGCACCACUUGCGCCUCCAGACUUCUUUGAAGCCUUCCUGCUGGGUUGGCUUUUCAUUUUCUGUUGCUGCGGUGCUGGUCUUCAGAAGGGUCUUUAAUUCAUUCAGUGUAACUCCAUAUGUCCCAUACAGGACGCCGGAGAGAGCCUUGUCUUCAGCAGCGCUGACUAUUGAUAUCUUUUUGGCAUGCUCCCCGACCACAGACUUUAACUAACUUCCUGUAUAUCUGCAACGGAAUACUGCCUUAUCAGCACCUGGUACUCAGACUGUAGUGAGGCACAUUUGUCUGCCCAAAAUUCCUGGUCCCCUGGCACAGGGACCACUACAAACUUUAUGGGUAAAUCACAACUGUCACUAAUUGAUUUUCCCCCCUUUUUCAUCAAUUAUUCAGUCUCUAAGUUUCUUCUUUCUCCACUCCAAAUCUGUCCCUAAAGCAUUGACUCUCAUCUAACCGGUGAGCUGUAGCCUCUACCCCGUCCACCUUCACACCAACUGAAUAAGAUCAUCAGAUAAACAUCACUGUGCAACAAUCAAAUUGAACUCCCUCCAUUAACUUGACUUCUUAGGAAUUCCAGCCUCUUUUAUAAAUCCUCGAACAGACACGGCUGUAAGUAUAUGUUGCUGUCUCGUCAACAAAAUGCAGGGCAAAAUCAUGACAUACAGAUAGGUAACAGAUAUUUUAA
Molecule: messenger RNA, 8230 nt
Organism: Cryptotermes secundus
Lineage: Eukaryota; Metazoa; Arthropoda; Insecta; Blattodea; Kalotermitidae
Exons: 12
Coding region: 120-6770 (2216 amino acids)
Biological process (GO): centriole elongation; cilium assembly
Cellular component (GO): centriole; centriolar satellite
Source: RefSeq, a predicted model, not a curated record